Molecule: messenger RNA, 3386 nt
Organism: Physeter macrocephalus (sperm whale)
Lineage: Eukaryota; Metazoa; Chordata; Mammalia; Artiodactyla; Physeteridae
Product: 5'-nucleotidase domain-containing protein 3-like
Exons: 3
Coding region: 39-449 (136 amino acids)
Molecular function (GO): 5'-nucleotidase activity
Source: RefSeq, a predicted model, not a curated record
CGGCCUUCAGGCGCCACUCGUGGCGGGCGGCGGCAGGCAUGGCUACGACGGCGGCGGUGGCUCGUGGGGCCGGUGCAAGGGCGGUGGCGGCCCUACGGAGCGGCUGCCGGACUGCGGCUCGGGGGCGGUCGCGCGCGGGCCCCGCACGGCCCUUAUGCACAGCACCUGGGACCGCCCCGGACAUGAAGCGCUACCUUUGGGAGCGCUACCGGGAGGCGAAGAGGAGCACAGCAGAAUUGGUUCCUUCAAUUAUGAGCAACUUGUUGAAUCCAGAUGCCAUCUUCUCAAACAAUGAGAUGAGCCUGUCGGACAUUGAAAUCUAUGGCUUUGAUUAUGACUACACCUUGGUGUUUUAUUCCAAGCACCUCCACACACUGAUAUUUAAUGCCGCUCGGGACCUUCUCAUCAAUGAACACAGGUUUGAGUACAUGUUUCAGGAACCAGGAUGAGAAGCAUCCUCAGUGGUCAUCUGGACCAGUCCCCUUUGAGAACCCCUGACAGCAUCUCGAGGAGUGUGACGAGUGCAUCGCUUCUGGAGGUGUUCUGAAUUUGGGGAGAUUCUUCAACGGGUUGAACCAAUUCUGCCUUCAUGCAGCUUUUACCACUGAUCCCUUCUCUUCAUUCAUCCCUUCACACGGUCAUUCUCCCUUUACUCAGUCCUCUUCUGUGCUAAGCUCCGUCAUAGCAGCAGGGAGGUUGAAGGUGAGUAGGAUGCAGGUGCUGUCCUUGGAGAAGCAACAGUCUGUGGGGGAGUCCAUCCUGUAGGCAGGUAAAUUAUGAAGCCUCUGCCUGGUGGAGCCCUACAGACAUCUGAACAGAGAGCUGGGCGUGUGCAGAGGAUGGUUGGAACAACUUUCUCUGCCCGAGGGAAUUGGGGAAACAACGAAGGAGGUGAUAUUUCAGUGGAAUCUGGAAGGAGUUUAUCCACAGAGCUGGGCUGGGGGUGGUGAAGGGUGGGUGUGAGUAACCUAGAGACCUAAAGCAUGGAAACUGAUGUUUUAUACUUGACUAUUUGAGUAAUGGGCUGGGUGUUAUAUGGACCAUUACGCCCUCUAAGACUUCUUUUACCUGUUGGAUCAUUCUUAGUUUUUCCAACCAUUCUCAUUUGGCGUCUUUUCUCAUCUUUUCAUCGUCUUGGUCUCCCUCCUUUGUGUGUGCUCUGGUUUAUCCGUCUCAAAUGUGAGACGUUACUGCAGGUGGGGUCUGACCAGGGUGGAACAGAGGGAGCCCAUCACCUUCCUGGUUCUGGGUAUCGUACCUUUAUUAAUGCUGUUAAAGUUUUGGAUCCUCACCAUUUGGUGCAGUAUAUUUCCUGAUCCCCUCAGCUUUUGGUUAUCAGUGGAUUUAAUAAGAAACUCAUUUGUCCUUAUUCAAAAUGCGGAAAUGGCACUUGCUAAAAAUAACAUUCCCUUCAGCCACCAAGCUUUCUUUAGUUAUGGCCACUUGAUCGGAUGUAAACCCAUCUAGCCACUUGCCAUCCAGCUGCAUUUCUCCAUUUGUUCAAGAGACUCUCUUCUCUUGGGUCUAACCCACGGUCCUUUCCCUUUGCUUUGAGGGUGGAAGCAGGAUAAGAGCAAGGUGGUCCUGCUUUUGCUCUCCUAUAUGUCGGCUUAUCCCAUCUCCCCACCACCCCAUUGGAGAGCCAGCUGAAGGGGUCUUGCACUGGUGCCGGCAUUCUAAUCCCAGGUCAUCUGCAACGUUUGCUGUGACUGAUACCACUUAUGAAACGAAGGUCAUUAUACUAACAGCACCAACUGUUGGUUGUCUGCUCAGUGCCGAAAGCACAGGUUCUGGAGCCUGACUGCUGGAGUUUGAAUCCUGGCUUUUACCACAUAUUUCUUAGGUAAUCUUGAGUAACUGACCUAAUGUCUCUGAGCCUCAGUUUCCUCCUCUAUGAAAUGGGCACAGUUAACAGUACUUUUCUCAAAUGUUAUUGUGAUAAUUAAAGGAGUUAAUUUCUGUAAAAUGCCUGGCACAUAGAAUACACUCAGUGAAGGUUAGCUAUUACUACUAUUAUUUCUGAUCUGCGUGACAGCCCUGCAAAUGGAUAUUCACUCUGUUUUACAGUUGAGCAGACUGAGGCUUACGGAGUUCAGCUAGUAGUUCAAGGCCACAAGACCAGUAGGAGGCAGAACCAGAAUUUGAACUUAGAUUUAUGUAUUUCCAAGGCAGAGAUGCUCUCUUCUUUGUUCACGUUGCCUUUUGUGGGAUUAAUAACACCUUUUCUUUCUACCCUAUGGGUUUGUUGUUCAUAUGAAAAUAAAAUAUUCAUGAAGAUUAAAAAUUUAUGAACUUUGGAGAGAAAAGCGAGAUGAAAUAGAUGGGAAAAAGGUGCAAUCAUUAUGAUUAGAAAAGCUUCUAGAUUUAAGAUACUUAUUUCAUUCCCAUUAUGUCUGUUUGUUGCUUUGAUAAAAGAAGUAUGUCCUCACACUAAUUAUAUCAAGCAUAUUGAGAGAGGCAGUUAUGCUAAUGCAGAUUUUUCUCUUGUUUUGGAUUUGAAAAUAAUUCUUCCAAGAUGCUAUUGGAAGCAUUGAGUUUGGUGCCAUUUUUUUUCCUGCCAAAGACUAAAAGUGCUUGUGGAGAUGAAAGACACCUGCUUUUGAGAUGCAUAGUAGUAGAGCAGUAAGUUUGCAAUUUAGCAUCUUCCCCACAAGCAAAUGUAAAUGUUCCAGGCCUUUCGUAAUUACCCUUUCUCUUUUUUUUUUUCACGAGCAUCAGUUUUUACAAAAAUUGAAAUAAAUAUUGGGUAAUGACUGUAUCUAUAUUUUCAUUCGGUACGUCCGCCCCAGGGGGUAGAAAGACGGUGUUAGAAGAGUUCUUAAUUUCACCUCCCAGAUUUCCGUGCUCAUCAGUGUUCCUGAUUAUUAAUGGUCACCGACGUUCACCCGGUGUUUCAAAUCCAAAGCCUAACACCAGCCUCGACUCCUCAGUUCGCCUCUGUUCCACCUCUGAGCUCUCAGCACAUGCUGUCUCUUUUUUAUAAUAAACUUGUCCUUUUAGAAGAGUAUUAGGGUUACAGAAAAGUUGCAAAGGUAAUACAGAGAGUACACCCCAUGACUGGUUCCCCCUAAUGUUAACAUUUUACAUUACCUCGGUGCAUUUAUCACAGCUGAGGAACUGGUAUUAAUUAAUUGUUAUUGAUGAAAGUCUGUACUUGCUUCAGAUUUCCUUAGUUUUUACCUCAUGCCCCUUUCCUGGUCCAGGAUCCCAUCCAGGACACCACAUUGCAUUUAGGUGUCACGUCUCCUUAGGUUUCUCUUGGCUCUGACAGUUUCUUACAAGGUCCUUGUUUUUGAUGACCCGUGGAUGACUCUGACGGCUGUGAAGAGCCCUGGUCGGUACAUUUUAGCAUAUGCCCUUCUCUUGGGCUUUGUCUCCUGUUUUCU